Messenger RNA from Hemiscyllium ocellatum (epaulette shark), 1294 nucleotides. RefSeq names its product leucine rich repeat containing 2 (gene smim22). Gene Ontology annotation, molecular function: protein binding. Lineage: Eukaryota; Metazoa; Chordata; Chondrichthyes; Orectolobiformes; Hemiscylliidae. The coding region runs from base 22 to 1155 and encodes 377 amino acids. The transcript is spliced from 8 exons. The record is from RefSeq and is a predicted model, not a curated record.
ACAGCAGUGAAAGAUUCCAAAAUGGCUCCUGUUGUUGUUGUUUUUGAUUUAUCAUCUAUAAGAAGCAUUUGGGAAGGAAGAAUAAAAAAACAGAAAGAACGGCAGCGAAGAGAAAGAGAAAGACAGGAAAACAGUGCAUUAACAAAGAUUACUGAAGAGUGGACACUGAGACUUGAACGUAGAAGAAGAGCCAUUAACAAGUAUAUUCAGAACAAAAAAGAUCAAUUAAGUGAUGAAGUGCAUGUUCAGAAGAAUCAAUUAAAUGGCACAGAAAAGAACUCACAGCUCACUGGAUAUAGAAACCUAAUUUUACCAGAAUCGAGAAAGGAUGUCACAAUUGAGGAAAGAAAAUUUAUUUUCGAACUGCGGGGAAUAGAGUGGAAGGAAUUUCCUGAAACGUUAAAGGACAAGACUUAUCUAAAAGAGUGGCAUAUUAAGAAAACAAGCAUAGAACACAUCCCAUCUUUUAUUGUCAUGUUUCAGAACCUGAUUGUGAUGGAUUUGUCCAGGAACUGUAUCAAGGAACUUCCAGUUGAAAUAGGCAAAAUGGUCAGCCUGAAAGAACUGAAUGUUAGUUUCAAUAAGCUGACAUCAGUCCCACUGGAGCUUGGAUGUUGCGAGAAUCUAGAGAAACUGAAUUUAUCGAAUAACCUGGAAUUGAUAGAGCUCCCAUUUGAGCUGCGGGAUCUGCAAAAACUGAGUAGCUUGGAUUUGUCCUCAAACCAGUUUCAAAGCAUGCCUAUCUGUGUGCUCCGAAUGACAAACCUCAAGAAUCUAGACAUUAGCAACAAUAAACUGAAAGACCUGCCUCAAGAUUUAGACAGACUUGCUGAGCUAGAGUCCCUGUACCUUCAGAAGAACAAGCUGACCUAUCUGCCCAAAGUCUUGUGCAGAAUGAAUAAACUAAAGGUACUAGUUGUCAGUGGCGAUGACAUAAAGAAAUUGCCAACUUCUCUGACAACUGACCCCAAUUUAAAAUAUAUUGAUCUGAGGGAAAAUCUGCUUGAAGACUGGGUGCUCAAUGAAAUCUUUGAAAAUGAUGAAGACCAAGAAGAAUUUGAAAAAGACUUGAUGCAAAUGUAUUUUAAGGAUUUGGAAGAGAGAGAAACAGCUCCUGCUUAUACUACAAGGGUAUCUCUAAGCCUACAGCUCUAACAUACACUACCAAAAUUGUGGAUCUGAAGAGAAUGAAACUUGGUGACACUUUGUGAAGAAUCUAUCCAAUCUACUAGGAAAAUGACAUAAGCAAGUUAGCAGUGAGAUAUGAGAACAAAUAUCGAUCUGAUUUAAGGGU